This is a messenger RNA of Erinaceus europaeus (western European hedgehog), 1034 nucleotides long. RefSeq names its product TP53RK binding protein (gene TPRKB). NCBI's taxonomy places the organism in Eukaryota, Metazoa, Chordata, Mammalia, Eulipotyphla, Erinaceidae. The transcript has 6 exons. The coding region runs from base 1 to 810 and encodes 269 amino acids. Gene Ontology annotation, cellular component: EKC/KEOPS complex; cytosol; nucleus. The record is from RefSeq and is a predicted model, not a curated record. Gene Ontology annotation, biological process: telomere maintenance via recombination; tRNA threonylcarbamoyladenosine modification.
AUGGAGGUAGACCAAAAUAAGGAGGCGCGUGCGGCCGGUCUUCCGGAAGUUGAUGGUUUCGCUUCCUGGGGGAGAUCUGACACCGACCUGGGACUGGAGCGCGGGUCCGAGUUGAUCACCUGCCGCGCGGCUGACCCAGACUGGUGUAAACGGAGGGCGGAAGGCGAACUGGCGGGCUCCCGGGCUCGAUGGUCAGAGACAGAGUGGGAAAAACUGAGAGGUGAGAGACACUACUCUACCACUUGUGAAACUUUCCUCUGUAGAAUCCUGCUUAUAUUUGAAAUGCAGUUAACACAUCAGCUAGACCUGUUUCCUGAAUGCAAGGUGACCCUGCUAUUAUUCAGAGAUGUGAAGAAUGCUGGAGACUUGAGGAAAAAGGCUAUGGAAGGUGCCAUUGAUGGCGCAUUAAUAAACCCUACAGUGAUUGUUGAUCCAUUUCAGAUACUUGUUGCAGCAAAUAAAGCAGUUCAUCUCUACAAACUGGGAAAAAUGAAGACAAGAACUUUAUCUACUGAAAUUAUUUUCAACCUUUCCCCAAAUAACAAUAUUUCAGAAGCUUUGAAGAAAUUUGGGGUCUCAGCAAAUGACACUUCAAUUCUAAUUGUUUAUAUUGAAGAGGGAGAAAAGCAAAUAAAUCAAGAAUACAUUAUAUCUCAGGUAGAGGGUCAUCAAGUUCCUCUGAAAAAUCUUCCUGAAAUAACAAAUAUUACAGAAGUCAAAAAGAUAUAUAAACUGUCUUCUCAAGAAGAAAGUAUUGGGACAUUAUUGGAUGCUAUCAUUUGUAGAAUGUCAACAAAAGAUGUUUUAUGAAAUGACAUACUGACAAAUUUUAAGCAUUUGUAAAAACAUUGAUUUUCUUUUUCUGAUAAAAUUAGUAUAAGUUCAUGGUAAAAAAAUUUAAAAGCAGAAUGGUAUGAAAAUAUUCUCAAACCCUGCCUUUUAAUAUUGUAAAGAAUAACUAGUGAUACUGUUAUGUAUAAUUGUUUCCUAUUUAUAUUUCAAAUAAAUUUUAUUUUUUGUCAUUGGAACAAUAA